AUGGGUUCUGCUUUAGCUGGGUUUUUCAGGAUUCAGUUUUUGCAAUUGAUUGAUUUAUGGUGCUCAAACCUUCAAGUUCUCUCUAUUAAGAGCAGCCCUAAUGUUACAGAUGAUUCCAUGAUUAACAUUGGUCAUGGGUGCCCCAAGCUUAGGGAACUUGACAUUAGCUAUUGCUAUGAAAUAUCUCAUGAGUCUUUGGCUUUGAUUGGAAGGCACUGUCCUAACCUCAAAAUUCUGAAAAGGAACCUGAUGAAUUGGUUGGAUCCUUCCCAACAUGUAAUUGUCCCAACUGAAUAUCUGAAUGCCUGUCCUCAAGAUGGAGAUUCAGACGCUGCUGCAAUUGGAAAAUUUAUGCCACAGUUACUGCAUCUUGAACUUCGGUUUUCCAAGUUAUCAGCCAAAGGGCUUGCUUUAAUUUCUGAGCGGUGUUUGAACCUCGAAUAUUUGGACCUAUCUGGUUGUGCAAACGUGACUAGCCGUGAUAUUGCAAAUGCCACGUCUAAUUUAAAGAAUUUGAUUAAUAUCAAGAAGCCCAAUUUCUAUAUCCCUAGGUCAGUCUUUCACACUGACAGGUAUGGCCACUGGAGGUUGUAUGAUGAGCGAUUCCAGACGGAUGUUUUCCGAAUUUGA
Molecule: messenger RNA, 630 nt
Organism: Ilex paraguariensis (yerba mate)
Lineage: Eukaryota; Viridiplantae; Streptophyta; Magnoliopsida; Aquifoliales; Aquifoliaceae
Source: the annotation of a GenBank genome assembly